Pipistrellus kuhlii (Kuhl's pipistrelle) is the source of this 759-nucleotide messenger RNA. RefSeq names its product calcineurin like EF-hand protein 2 (gene CHP2). Gene Ontology annotation, molecular function: calcium ion binding. The transcript is spliced from 7 exons. The record is from RefSeq and is a predicted model, not a curated record. Bases 67 to 657 code for a protein of 196 amino acids. NCBI's taxonomy places the organism in Eukaryota, Metazoa, Chordata, Mammalia, Chiroptera, Vespertilionidae.
GGAGCCCCGCCUGGCGGUGGCCUUCGGCCGGGCCGCGGCCGCGCUGGCGGAGGACUCGGCGGCGCCAUGGGCUCGGGCGGCUCGCGCGCGGCGCAGGUGCCGGACGCGGAGCGCAUUCGGCGGGAGACGGGCUUCUCGCAGGCCACCCUGCUCCGCCUCUACCACCGGUUCCGGGCCCUGGACAGUAACAAGAAGGGCUAUCUGAGCCGCAUGGACCUGCAGCAGAUCGGGGCCCUGGCCGUGAACCCCCUGGGGGAUCGCAUUAUAGACAGCUUCUUCCCUGAUGGGAGCCUUCGAGUGGAAUUCCCCGACUUUGCCCGAGUCCUGGCUCAUUUCCGACCUGUAGAUGAUGAGGACACAGGAACCCGGGACCCCAUGCAACCCGAACCCCUCAACAGCAGAAUGAACAAACUUCGCUUUGCUUUUCAGCUCUACGACCUGGAUGGAGAUGGAAAGAUCUCCAGGCACGAGAUGCUACAGGUGCUCCGUCUAAUGGUUGGGGUGCAGGUGACGGAAGAGCAGCUGGAAAGCAUUACUGACCGCACGGUGCAAGAGGCCGAUGAAGAUGGGGAUGGGGCUGUGUCCUUCCUGGAGUUCACCAAGUCCCUGGAGAAGAUGAACAUCGAGCAGAAGAUGAGCAUCCGGAUCCUGAAGUGACCUUUGUGCGUGAGGCCAGCUUGAAAAGACCAGUUCUGCCCAGUGUUCAUUCUCAGCCCGCACGGAGGGAGGGGCUCCAAUAAACCCUUCUUCUACACUGAA